AUGAGUGCAAGUUUAAGUGGUAGUGCAAGGAACAGUAGUAGGUCUCCUUUCACCCCAAAUCAGUGGCAAGAACUUGAACAACAAGCUCUUGUUUUUAAAUACAUGGUUACAGGUGGUGCAGUUGGGUAUGCAUAUUUUCAAAUGGGGUUUGGCAGAAAAGUAGACCCGGAGCCAGGAAGGUGCAGAAGAACAGAUGGCAAGAAAUGGAGGUGCUCAAAGGAAGCAUAUCCAGAUUCUAAGUACUGUGAAAGGCACAUGCAUAGAGGCAGGAACCGUUCAAGAAAGCCUGUGGAAAUUUCUUCAUCAUCAACCACAAACACAAACACAAACACAAACAACAACACUUCCUCUUCCCAAGUCAUGAAUCAUCAUCAUCAAUCUUCUUAUACUGUUAACUGCAGCAAUGAUAGCAAUAAUAAUAAUAACAUGGCUUCUUCAACAGCUUGUUCUUUCAGUUUCAACCCAUCUGAGUCACAGCAGCAGCAUCAAUACUUCUCCCAAUCUUACCAAAACCCCUUCUUUUACACCCAAUCAACGUCUUCUUCUUCUUCUUCUAAACACCAUGAUGCUGAUUUUCCUCCUCAUGAUGCCACCACACACCACUUAUUCAUGGACUCCGGCUCUUAUUCUCAUGACCAAAAGGACUAUAGGCAUAUUCAUGGAAUGAGGGAGGAUGUGGAUGAAAGAGCUUUCUUUCCAGAAGCUUCUGGUUCAGCCAGGAGCUACCUUCAUGACUCAUAUCAGCACCAUCACCAACAACAACAACAACAGCAGCAUCUAUCAAUGGGUUCCUACAAGAACUACUCAUCAAAUUCCCAUUUCCAAAUCAUGAACAACAAUAAUAAUAACGACGAUCCAAGAAACCAAGAGCAACAUUGCUUUGUGUUGGGGACAGACUUCAAAUCAACGAGCAAAGAGAAAGACAACACUGAGAAAACAACAUCAACAACACAGCAAAGACCCCUUCACCACUUCUUUGGUGAGUGGCCACCAAAGAACACUGAUUCAUGGCUUGAUCUUGCUUCCAACUCUAGAAUACCCUCCUCAGCCAAAGAAGGUGGGGGAAACUUAUUGAUAAAGAUCAAUGUUAUUGUGUGGCUGGGGUGGUUCUCUUUUGCAAAAGGUGCUGUAGUCUUUAUUUGUGUUAUGUAA
Messenger RNA from Arachis stenosperma, 1152 nucleotides. RefSeq names its product growth-regulating factor 5-like. The record is from RefSeq and is a predicted model, not a curated record. Gene Ontology annotation, biological process: DNA-templated transcription; regulation of DNA-templated transcription; developmental process. The transcript has 4 exons. Gene Ontology annotation, cellular component: nucleus. Bases 1 to 1152 code for a protein of 383 amino acids. NCBI's taxonomy places the organism in Eukaryota, Viridiplantae, Streptophyta, Magnoliopsida, Fabales, Fabaceae. Gene Ontology annotation, molecular function: ATP binding.